AAUGAAUAUUACUCCACCAAAAAGUUCAAAUAUGAAUACGCUGGCCUGGCCUCAACAUGCGCAGAUCAGAGGAACUAGACACUUUCAGUUUUUCAGUGUCAGGACAGCACUUGACACGCACUCGGUUGCUUCCUUUCCUCAAAUUCACUUCCCAACUCAUCUUUAUCCAUUCCGUAUAACUGAUAUUCAGCUUUAUGGAUAUUUGGUACCUAUUUUCUUAUCCUACAAUAUUAGCCAUGAAGUUACUAUUAUUUAGGCGUAAUUGGUAUGCAAUAUUGGUGUCAGUCACCUAAAAAAAACUCGACCCCGGUCCCCGGGGGGUUAGACACCCCCGAGGCAUUACCAUGAAAGACAGAAGGUUUCUCUUCCGCAGGGUUGAGAAAAGGCCACAAACCCCGGUUGUCCAGGACGUGCCACUAACGGCGAGGGUGUGCGCCUGCGGCUGCGCGUUCACGCUGCAACCGACAGUGGACCACGCAUUUCACUGAAAUAGCACAGUGAGUGGCCUUUUUUUGUGAGAACGGGGAGUCGAACUCUUGACCUGCAGGCUGCACACCCGCAAGCCUACCACUGUGUGCUCUUUUUGCUUGUCAUUUUAGGAGCUCUUAUUUUCAUCAAAUUCCACGCGAGUUACUACAGAGACCACAAUCAUCCUGUCCUGAACGACUUUCACCGUCAACUUCAGAGUAAGGUACAUAUUUGGCUGCUGAUCAUUACCAUAGAUGCUUUCAAAUGCUAGCUUUGGUCUAGAAGCUUUUAUUCUAUUUCUCGUGUACCAACUGUCCACCCUAAUAUAAUCUAGCUUUCAAUGAUGAGCAUGUUGAGGUCCUGCAGCAAGAUCUGGAUUCUUUUCCUUGUUAAUUCAAAUGGCUAUUCUUUUGGCUUUUAGCACAGAACAUUGUCAGGUCUCUUGUUCCAUUAUUUAUUGGUAGGUAGGUCUUGGAUUUCCCUGAAGUGGGUGUAUAUUUUGCCUUGUUUUCAAUUGAAGAUGGCUAACCUUCAGUGUCUCCAGAUAAGAUGAUACCUCUUGUGUCAGAAUUAUACCUGGCAUUUUCCAGUCUGGUUAAGGACCUUGGUAGUUAUAUAGAGUGGGAGCUUUGUGUGUAAUGAACUCAACUUUGGUAAAAGUUUCCAAUCUAUAUUGCCUGUGUAUACCUUGAAUGUUUUAUACAUAUGAUUUACUUUCAUUCAGGAAUCAAGAUUCUACCCUGUUCGGUGAUUUUGGAGUUAUGGCAACAUUUAUUGAUGAUAUUAACUAAUUUGAAAUCUUCACUGGUUUUGGAGUUUGUUACGUCAGUGAUCUAAGACAAUUUCAUCAUGCUGUGGAGAUUAAAUGUUAAGGGAUUCUCUUACUAAUGUCAAAUCAUGCCAGUGCUGAGGUAGGAAUGGCUACUUUCUGUAAUCCCACAUAUCCUAAUCAUUCCUGAUGUGGACCAUCCUCUUGAGGAUCUUUUCAGUAUCAGACCAUGAGGCUUCAUCACUGUUCCUGGUUGAUCUGCAGUACAGAUUUACUUGGUCCGCAUGAUUCACAUAAGCCUUUUCAAACUUUACGAACAAAUAGUGACAGAUUAGUUAUAGGUGAAGCAUGUGGGAGCUUGUUGUUCUAGCGCUAUAUGCUAAGAUAAUGCAUGUGAUUCCAGCCAUCUGUAUAGUAGGCAAGACCUACUUGGCCAAUUGUUUAGUAGAUAGGCAGUACUGUUGAUUCGCUCCCUUGAUCAAGUGCAGACUUAAACAAAAGACUGAUCUCACUUGGUUGUCAGUGUGUGUGUGUGUGUGACCUUGCGUGGAACUGAAGGGGUUCUGCAUAAAUUAAAUCGUGUUCACGUGACAACCUGUAUGGUGCUUUCAACUAAUUGGAUUCAGCUACAUGUGCCCCGUCAGACAUGCUGCCAUCAGGAUACGCUUAGAUCAUCUCCCACUAGCUGGUUUUGAUUGGUGAUUUGACAUACUAUACUGGAUUAACAUCGUACUUAACAGCUAUAUGGUCACUUGCCGAGUGUCUUACCCUGCAAUUGGUAUUAUAUGCAAGUCUUUUGAUGGUAACUAUGCUCAUUACACAGCUAGGCUAUUAAGUCUAUUGUUAGGGUCAAUGGCUCAAUUUUUUAAACAGGAAGCAGCUGAUGAUCUAGGAUUAUAUUAAUAGUAGCAGUGGAUCGUGUGAAUUUGAAUAUUCAAGAGACAAUGAGAAUUUGUGCUGCAUCUAUUUGCUGUCAUUGGCUGGCUAAUGAGAUCCUUAUUAGGUUAAUGGGAUAUGUAUUCUCUAUUAUUGCUCUCUUCCUAUAUCAUUAGUUUUUUUUAUGAUCUAUACAUCUCGCAUUAGAACAUAACACCCCCCCCCCUCCAAAAAAAAAAACUUUUGAGGGCUACAAUUUCCCACAGCAAUCUGUUGUGAAAAAAGAUUAGUAUCUCAAUCAUGCAUUAUGGUGGAAUCAGAAUAUGAUGGUUUAUGUAGUGAAUUUGCACAGAAUAUAAUACUAUGCCUUUAGCCACAGCCAUUGGAUUUGUAUGGCAGAUACAGUUGUAUUUGCAAUUGCAAAUCUAGUUGUGAAAUGCCUUCGACUAUUCUACUAGUUAUUAUUAAGUUUCCCACCGUUAUCAUGCAACCUUAGAUCUCUAUCAAGCUUAUAGGGCACAGUUCAUAAUCAUUAAUUGGAAUUUAAAUGCUAUUUGUCUACUAAUAUACUUGCUUAUGGCUCAGUUUUAUACAUGCUACACAGAUUGCACUAAAAUGACCAAUGGGAUUGAACUGCCUGGAGAAAUCUACAUGUUGUCAACUUCUGCUAUAAUUUUUAGUUAUUUCAGAUCCGCUUUUAAUCAGUCACUGGUGUGCAGACUUUUUAGAAAUUUCUGGUACACUUUCCUUUAGGAGUUCAAGAGAAAACAGUGUGAAAAUGCAAGUACAAACGAACACCCACUACACAUGCUAACACUGUAAGGUCACAUUCUAAUGGUUGAGCUUCUGGUUGUUGUGAAGGGCUAAUCUACACCGUAUUAACAUCAUUGGCCAUUAAAAGAACAAAGAAAAGCUUGUAGUACAGGCUCAGCUGGUAGUUGCACUAUAGCUUCUGCACAGGUUGCAUUGACUGGUCAAGCCUCACAAUGAUUCUGCCACGAUGAGCAGCAAUUGUUCCUUUGGAAGGGCAUAUUCAUUGUAUCAUUUCUGCAUAUACUAUUUUCCACUCACUAGCUCAUUGGAGUUGAGUUGCCUAUAUAUUUUUUGCUUCCGUCUUAAGUUGCUACUUAUUAGAGUUCAUUGGAGCUGAAAUCCUUGGUAAUGACUGCUGUGUUAAUUUUUCAAGGAUAUUUCAUUGCAAAUCCCGAUCUUAAGAAGGUAAAGUUUUUUUUUGUUAACCCGUUGCCCAAAUUGUAUUAUCAUAUGGCAAGAAACAAAGAUUCUCCAUAUUUUCUCACUAAACCAUGAUAUAACCAAUUGAGCAGCCAUUCUACACUUAUCCCCCCAACGAACACCCAACUUGGUUUGUUACAUUUUAUGCAAACUUUAGGAAGAGAACAAAACCGACUGGUUUGAUUCAGAAGUGUUUAUAUAAGCAACUGUUUUUAACAAGGCUGCUUGUAAAAAAAUUGCAAUAAGAUAAUUUCUUUGUUUACCUCCAUUUUUUUACUGGAAACUUUGUGCAGGGAUCAGAUGCAUCAACAGCUAGCAUCAGAUGCGACAUUUGCUUAUACUGUGAGGAGAACGGUUAAUUAAACUUGACUAUGUGACCCAUACCUGUAUUGAUUAUGAGGUGCCACAAGACAUGGGCUGUGGGUGCCGGAUUAUCGGGCAGACCAAUCAACAUCUGGACACUGCUGAAUCUGAUGUACAGUGCGAGGUAACCACUUUAAGGGAGAUGUCGAGCCGGAGGUCACGGUCUAGGCAAUCUGGCUCAUCAAGGAUCACCGAGGAGCAAAUCAGUGACCUCGUUUCCAAGUUGCAGGACCUCCUCCCGGAAGCUCGCCUCCAGAGCAAUGCCAGAGUACCAUCCGCGAGGGUGUUGCAGGAGACGUGCAACUACAUCAGGAGCUUGCACCAGGAGGUGGACGACCUGAGCGAGAGGCUGUCGGAGCUGCUGGCGACGUCCGACAUGAGCAGCGCGCAGGCGGCGAUCAUCCGCAGCCUGCUCAUGUAGGGAGACAGACAGAUCUCGGUACCCUUGGAGCGUUCAUAGCCUAAUUAAGUAGAGUGAUGUUUAGUACUUCGAAGCAGAUUAAUUCCCUAAUUCGCCAAUGUACUUUGCCUACGUGCGCGCUGUUGUCGUGUCGACGCUUGAGCCAGAGCUAUCCUUUUUUUCGUGUACUUAAUCAAGCCCAUCGCAAUUCGUGCAAAGCUUAAUUGUAAUUUGUAUCAUUGCUGUGUGUUCCUUGCAA
This is a messenger RNA of Panicum virgatum (switchgrass), 4368 nucleotides long. RefSeq names its product transcription factor ILI6-like. The record is from RefSeq and is a predicted model, not a curated record. The transcript is spliced from 3 exons. Lineage: Eukaryota; Viridiplantae; Streptophyta; Magnoliopsida; Poales; Poaceae. Gene Ontology annotation, molecular function: protein dimerization activity. Gene Ontology annotation, biological process: regulation of growth; regulation of DNA-templated transcription. The coding region runs from base 3759 to 4130 and encodes 123 amino acids.